AUGCCUCUGAAUACGGUCGCAUUGAGCUUUGCGCUCACCCCUGCCGUUCUCUCGACCUUCGUCUCGCAUUACAUACAUAGGAAAUCAUUGCACCAUAAACCUAACGUCCAUGUCUCCUACGAUGAAGGAAUCCGUAUAUUUCGCGAGUUUCUGGCGUAUGCCUCCAAGCACACCGUUGAGGACAUCCAAGCCUUUACCACCCAAUGGGUACCCAGUCCGCACUGGGUGAGAACGGAGACGAUCACUAUCCCCAAUGAAUAUCUGGCGGCCGCAGCGACGGCCCUCGUCAAUGAGCUAGGCCCUCAUGGAAUCAAGCGUGUCGGCGGGAAAGAAUGGUGGCAAUGGCGUGGCCCCGCAGAGGACCUCAAGGGCGAAUGGAUCGAAAUGCGAAACGAUCACAAUGAGAGAAAGCGCGCCAAUGGCGACCAUCCGAGCCAGAAACGCAUCAUGCUGUAUAUCCACGGCGGUGCCUACUACUUUGGGAGUAUAGAUACGCAUCGCUAUCAGAUGCAGCGUCAUGCGAGGAAGCUCAAGGGGCGGAUGGCAUUCGUGGAAACUGACUUGAUUUCAAUCACAGCGCAAUAUCGUCUGGCGCCACAGUACCCCUUCCCGUGCGCGCUGCAGGACUCGUUGUCGGCUUAUCUUUUUCUCUUGAAUCAGUAUAAACCCAACGAGAUCAUCUUUGCGGGUGACUCGGCUGGCGGAGCUCUGGUGCUCUCCAUGCUGGUUACCGUCCGCGAUCAGGGUCUCCCUCUUCCUGCAGGUGCCAUUCUAAUCUCUCCUUGGGUAGACUUGACGCACUCCUUCCCCAGUAUCGUCAAGGAUAAUCCCGGCGAUUAUAUCCCUCCUUACGGCUUUCGGCAUAAACCAUCGGAAGCUUGGCCCCCGCCCACCGCAGACGAGGUUCUCUCCAUCAAAGAGGCGCUCGGUAAGAAACGCGCGUCGGAGACCAAAGUCCCGGAUGCCAAACUGCCGGCACAUAAUCGUGCGGGUGAAGCUGUAGCCAAGGGCUAUUCAGUCGAGGAUAACAAUUCACCCUUGCCAGACGCUCCCACGGAAAAGAACCCCGACGCAAAUUAUGAGGAUUCCUACAAGGCCAAAGUUCCCAUGGACGGCAAGACAGUUGAAGUCAAGGAUCAGAUCCAUAUGUACACGACAAAUCAGCUCCUGUCGCAUCCGUUGGUCUCACCAGUGAUGCAGUCCUCACUAGGAGGCCUACCACCUCUUCAAAUCAUGACCGGAGGAGGUGAGAUGCUCCGUGACGAACAGAUCUACCUCGCGCAUAAAGCGGCAAAUCCGACGGCCUAUCCGCCGAGCGAUACCGUCUUGGACGAACACGACCCGAAUCGCGAAGUCCUCCACAAAUACCCCGGAACAUACGUCCAGCUUCAGGUCUGGGAUGAUCUGUGUCAUGUGGCACCGACCCUCAGCUUCACCCGUCCGGCCAAAUACAUGUAUAGAUCAAUCGCCCAAUUUGGGGCAUGGGCGCUUGCCUGUGCGCAAGAAUCUCAAAUUGACAUUCUCGAUGACAAUGCCGUCUCUCCGAUUUCGUCCAGUGACUCGGACACCCCGGAAACACCGGCCGAUACGGCGCCAAAAAAGCUGGACUCUGAUGCCGUCGUUUCCUCCGUCGGCGUGGCUGGCGAUCCACUGCCCCCGUUCAAAGAUCGAAUGGUCCGCCAAAGAGUGGACAAACGAGGCCGGAUCUACCCACUGCCUCCGCCAUCGUCGUACUCCAUCCUCCAGCUCCCCAGCUCGCACGUGGGAUCCUUCAAUCCGGAGCUCGUCAAGAAAUGGCUCGCCGGCAAGGAGGAGUGGGACGUUAAGUUCGCCAAGGAGAAGCUCCGCGUGCAGCAGCAGCGGCUGAAGGAGCUGGCAUAUGGGUUUGAGGAUUUCGAAAAUGAGUUCCCGCCUCCUUGCUCGCUGGCUGCUCGGAAGGAGGCUCCCGGCGUCUUGCCUUCUCGCAAUGGCCGGAAGAGCUACCCCAUGACAUUAUGGAGCCAUUGGGCCAGCAGACAUGACGAGAAGACCAUCCAACGAGAGCGACAAAAGGACAGCGAGGCCAGGCGAACCAGCGUGGAGGCUGGCAAAGCCGGUGCGUCGCUCAAGCGUUCUGGCGAUCCUAAUCUCCCUGCUAUUGAUGUUGAAAAAGCCAAUGAAGAUGUCUCUUCUGCGGAAAGAAACAGCCCCGAUACGACCAGCACGGGCACGCAGACACGCCUCCACCUUCUCGACAAGACCACCAGUCCUCUUAUCGUUCUACCCGCCUACGAAUCCCGGCGAUUCGGAGAAGAGGCUGCCAGCACGCAGUCUCUCUUCCACGCCCCCGGGAUCAUCGCACCGACUUCCGACCCGUACUCCACGCGACAUCGACCGCGGCCUUCGUCCCAUGCUGGAUCGGGCACGAUCCGCAGCGGCAUGACUUCCGACGUUGCCGACGCUGCUGACGACGUCAGCACCCUGGGCGACAGGUCAUUGGCCGUCACCAACACGGGUGUUGACGCCGCCAGCACCCGGGCAGUCCUGAACGCCGCGGGGGUCGUGAACACGAUGAACGAUGCGGACUCGAAGUCUCGUUCCGUGGAGGCCCUCUCGAUGUCCCAUGGCUCGGGCGGUUUCGCCAGUACGUCUUCAUUGGGUACUAAGAGCGAGGUGUUGGAGAACGGAGCGGACUCUUCUCGCCCCGGCAUGCCGGAACGCGAUGUCUUCAGGACCGCCGACGAGUAUAUACCCGGCCAGUGA
Molecule: messenger RNA, 2742 nt
Organism: Aspergillus steynii IBT 23096
Lineage: Eukaryota; Fungi; Ascomycota; Eurotiomycetes; Eurotiales; Aspergillaceae
Product: lipase/esterase family protein
Exons: 5
Coding region: 1-2742 (913 amino acids)
Molecular function (GO): hydrolase activity
Source: RefSeq, a predicted model, not a curated record